Rotaria sp. Silwood2 is the source of this 1026-nucleotide messenger RNA. Lineage: Eukaryota; Metazoa; Rotifera; Eurotatoria; Philodinida; Philodinidae. The record is from the annotation of a GenBank genome assembly.
AUGGGCAAAAUAUCCGGAAAAACACACAAAUUUGUUCGAGGAAAUGUACUUUCUGAUGGUACAUGUUUAUACUGGUCUGCUCUGAAAGUAUUCAACCAACCUUUACUUGAGCAAUACAAUGAAGACUUACGUAUACAUACGGCCAAUUAUAUUCGUAACCAUAAAGAAAUCCAUUAUACGAUUUCAAAUAGGGGCACAGUCGACGAAUAUUGUUCGGCAAUUGAAGAAGGAAAAUUAUGGGGUGGUGAUCUUGAACUUCAAGUUCUAUCUAAUAUAUACAACACAAUAAUUUGUUUAAUAUCUGUGACCGAAUGUAAUGGAGCAAAAUUUGUAUGGUCUUUGUUCUACGGUGAAAAUAAUUCAUUAGCAACAACGUAUGUUUGUAUGUUGCAUGAUGUACAACAAGGACAUUAUGAUCCAUUAUAUGUUAUGAACAUUAAAAAUACGAAUGAAAAAGAAACAAUAUUUGAUCGAAAUGAUAAUACAAUUAAAGAACUUCUUGCAGAUUUUAUUCGAAAAGAACUUAAAUAUGAUGACUAUGUAAAAUUAGAUUCUAUGGCAAGUGUCAAUGUGAAUGAAGUAUCAUGUGCAAUGAAUGAUUUGAAUGAUACUGAAAUAAUAUCGAAUUCGGUCCUUCAAAAUUUACCAACAAAACGAAAAUUAGAUGAUCAUGAUAUAAUCAUAUUUGGUGAAGAUAAUGAAAGACAAUUACCAAUAGAGAUAUCCAAAGAAUAUUACCUUUCAAAUAAACGAACAAAAUCUGUUGAAGAUGCUAGUAGUCAUAUUUCGAAAUAUUAUGAUAACGAUAUGAAUUCAAUAAAUUUCAUAGAAUGUUUACAAAUUGAUAUGCCUAAUGAUAUGUCUGACUUGGUGAUGAAUAAAAACUCAAUAGCAGAAUGUUCAAAAAUUUUAAAUAAGAAAGAUCAAAAAGAAAAAAAGAAUUGUAACAAAGAAUCGACUAAACAAGUGGAUGAUGAUAUACAAAAUUAUGACAGUAAAUCAUCAGAAUCAAAAUUAUCGACUUAA